This is a messenger RNA of Strongylus vulgaris, 291 nucleotides long. Lineage: Eukaryota; Metazoa; Nematoda; Chromadorea; Rhabditida; Strongylidae. The record is from the annotation of a GenBank genome assembly.
AUGGUUGCGGGUGCAACCGCGCGUACAACAGCAGCUACUAUAGUUAGCCCACUGGAAAUGAUCCGAACAAAGAUGCAAAGCGAACAGUUGAACUAUAGGGAUAUUGGAAAAGCGCUGCGCGUGACUGUAGCUAAAAAUGGCAUAUCGGGCUUUUACCUAGGCUGGAUGCCCACAUUACUAAGGGAUAUUCCAUUUUCAGGCAACUAUUUAUUGGGCUUUUUAUCAGUACUUCAAGCGAAACAUGCUAGCGUGGAGGAAAAUGGAACGAACAACAUUUGCAACAGCGUUCAC